ACCCCGUGCUUUAUUAUCGAGUAUUCAUUAUUUUGUUCCCAUACAAUUUCCAACUUACGGCACGGUCGCCGCUACUUUACGCUUCACCGAGUUAUCUUUUUCCCCUGAAGUUUCCAGAAGAACGUUGACGGUGACAGGCGUGAACGGUUGGCACUGUCUUUUUCGUCUCGGAAGAAUUGAUGUAAAAGAUCACGACAAGGUAUGUUUCGUAUCCCAAAAACAAUGCCUGUGACUACAGUAGUCACAAAAAAAUCAAAGCAAACACAUGCUUGUCUAUACGCAUCCUAUGAAUGUACGCAGUCUUGUCUGGAAGGAUACAAUUACUGCAUCAAACAUAUUCUUGAGGAUCCAAAUGCACCUUACAAACAAUGUGGUUUUGUUUAUAAUACCAAUGGUAGAAAGUGCCAAAACGCAGCACCAAAGUUGGACAGAAGAGAUAUUUCAUAUUGCACUGAACAUACUAGAAAAGCUCAGAUAGCACGUAUAAAAUCAACAUCCAGGCAUUCAUUACCACAGUCGCCUGAAAUGCUAUUACUAAACUUAAGUCACUAUGUUAAACCAACCGACUCAAGCACAGAAGACACAGAGGAUGAAGAAGGAAAAAUCAAAGCGUUGGAUCCUUUCACUGAGGUCGAUGCAUUCAGAGUAAAUGCAAGUGGAUGUGAUAUCUUAGACUAUGCUAGUUCUUCGGAUAGUGAUGUUGAACCUACAGUAGUGAGUGAUACUUUACGAGGAAGCUAUCUGGAUGAUAGUGAUAAUGAAAGUUUAUAUAGCGCACAAGAGGAUCCCUUAAAGCACGCAGGAAUUUUCACCGCCGAGGAGGUGAUAUACAUUGCAAGGGAAAAAUUGAUUCGGCUUCAAUCACUUUAUAUUGAUCAAUUUAGAAGACUACAGUACACUUUAAAAGAAAAAAGACGGAAAUAUUUGCACGGUCUAAAGAAAGAGAAGGAAACAUUGUGUAGCAUACAUGAUCAACCGAAAGAAGCUACGAAAGAAAAAAAUAUUUACGAAAAAUUGAAAGCUUUAAAUCGAUAUCAUAGACGAAGUGGAGUCGAGGCUAUAUUGUAUAGAAAAUCAUUAGAACGUAGGGCACAGGCAACGGAUGGACCUGCACAAAAAAUACCAAGUGUAUCAAAAUGUAUCUUCACGGAAGGUGGAGUGAAAUGUGGGGAAAGAACUCUUCCUGCUGCAAAACAUUGUCGUAAACAUAUUCUUAAAGAUCAACAUCAAGUUUUGUUUAAAGCUUGCGGAGCAGUUAGAGCAGAUAUAGAAUGUCAUGAGCCAGUGCCUGUAAUUUUCGAUACCAAUUGCGUGUUCCAUAUGAAUUUACCAGCCGAAUGUAAACUGGAGUCCAUGAAAUUUAAAGAAACCAUACCGGAAGUGCCAGAAAUGUCAAUAACAGAUAGUCAGUCUAUGGAGAUCGAUGUAGUAGGUGAAAUGCAAGAAAUCGAUCCAGAUGAUGAUAUGGCUGGGUUAAUGAGGGAAAUGAGUGAUGCUGCUCAUAUGAAGCCAGCGUUUAACGAAAGCUUAAAUAGCGAAGCUAGCACGGACACUGCGUUCAGUUUAUCAGCACAGAUGAGCGAUAAAGACGACCUUGUUUCUGAUUACCAGAACGAAGUCAUAUAACAUAAUAAGAAGAAAAUACUUGAAAAGUCUGUAAGUUUUACUACGAUUGUAUAUUAAGUGUUCUGAAACG
Messenger RNA from Dufourea novaeangliae, 1696 nucleotides. It is a transcript of the gene dgt1, whose product is annotated as KAT8 regulatory NSL complex subunit 2. Gene Ontology annotation, cellular component: NSL complex. The record is from RefSeq and is a predicted model, not a curated record. The coding region runs from base 202 to 1626 and encodes 474 amino acids. The transcript has 9 exons. NCBI's taxonomy places the organism in Eukaryota, Metazoa, Arthropoda, Insecta, Hymenoptera, Halictidae.